UCAGUGGCAGGGGCCCCCCGACGCCCUCGCCUCCCCAUUCUGCGCAUGCGGGGCGUCGCCCGCCGGCGUCUUCUCGCCUACGGGAGUCGAAGGCGGCGGGAAAAACAAACUGUUUCCUCGGAGGAAGAAGGGGCGGCACCCCCCCUUUCCCGACUUCCCCUCCCGGGGGCCCCGCCAUGGACGAGGCCGGGCCCGGGGCCAGGCCCAAGCAGAGAGGGGGAAGAAUUGUGCCUUCUCGUUAUAUGCAGUACGAAAAGAAAGCGGCUGGAAAGGCGGCCUCGGAUGCCAGCCUGUCCUUUGCUAAAGGACUAGAACUGACCGCCUCUCCAAAGAGACACCCCGGCCACUUUAGGAAAUACAGAAGCACGGCAGAAAUGACUCCUGGUGUGUUGCAAUCAACAAUGGUGGACAGCCACGCAAGCAUCCGACCAGACCUGGAGUUUUCCGCCAUUAACGAGAAGCUCCGCCACAGGACGCCGAUUUCAAAGAACAGCACUGAAGGUGCCAGUGAAAAAAAGCAGCCCUUGGUAUCAACCGCUCCUGAUGAUCUGAUCGAAAUGCUGGACUCGCAGGCCCUGCUGUUAAUCUACGCUUCCAUAAAGAUAGAGAAGAACCUGUCCCGUUUGGAAGAGAAAGCGGAAAGGAACUUAUUAACCCUCUCGGCGGAAGUGGAGAAGCUCCAGAAAGAGGCGCACAGGAAGAAGCGGAAGCUGCAGCACCAACAGAAACAGCAGGAGCUCUCCGAAGCCCUGGACAGGCAGCUGGAAGCCCUCGGCCCUCUUGCCCAGCAAGCCGCACGCUUCAAGGACCAAUACCAGCACUUUGCCACAGCCCUGGAUGCGACGCGCCAUGAGCUGCCGGUGAAGGACAUCUACCUGGGAGAGAACAAAAGUCGGUACCUAGAUGACUUGCAAGAAAGGCUGACUUGGGCCCAGAAAGUUCUGGCCGAAACCGUGCAAGAGCACACGGCCGAAAACGGCAGAGCUGUGGGCCUUGCAAAAGAAUUAGAGGAGGUGUCUCUGAAGGUGGAUGCAGAGCUGCCAAGGGCCUUUGCCGACGUGCUCGACCUGUCUGCCGACGUGAGCAAGGAGGCUUCGCUGCAUUUCCAGAAACUGUGUGAAGACGCCCAGGACCUGGAGACCACCAAGCGGCUGUACUUCAGCUAAGCGCCGGGGCGGAUCUCUCGGCCCGAAGGACUGGCCGUCUUGUUUCACUCAGGCCGUGAGAGGACCAGGUGAAAAAGGAUCGGAUCUCUGUGGCACCGAGGAGAAUCCCAGUUCAGCCGCCCUGGCAUGAGAAGGCUGGUCGCUCCUUCGAGGAGGGAGUUUGGCAGCCUGGCAUGGAGGGAGGGCGUGCCCCUGGCAUUCUGGGAAACACAGAAGGAUGAACCAGAAAGACGCCCUUCGCCUCACCCUCGGGCUUCGGAGAUCAAGUUACCAUUAACACAGCCAAGCACUUAGGGUGAAUGUGGUCAUUGUGCAUUAAAAACACAAUUGCUGGGA
This is a messenger RNA of Pogona vitticeps (central bearded dragon), 1502 nucleotides long. RefSeq names its product HAUS augmin like complex subunit 8 (gene HAUS8). NCBI's taxonomy places the organism in Eukaryota, Metazoa, Chordata, Lepidosauria, Squamata, Agamidae. The record is from RefSeq and is a predicted model, not a curated record.